This is a messenger RNA of Thunnus maccoyii (southern bluefin tuna), 2852 nucleotides long. RefSeq lists its product as uncharacterized. The record is from RefSeq and is a predicted model, not a curated record. NCBI's taxonomy places the organism in Eukaryota, Metazoa, Chordata, Actinopteri, Scombriformes, Scombridae. The transcript is spliced from 2 exons. The coding region runs from base 1433 to 2407 and encodes 324 amino acids.
GUGUGUGUAUAUAUAUGUAUAUGAAAAAUGUCAUACGAUAAAACGGCAGUCACUUGAUGUCAAAGAAGACUUCAUUUAAAAUGAUUAAAGAUAUGUAAAAAUCAUCCACUUUUGUCUUUGGCAUAUUUUUUAAAAUGUACAGAAAAGCACUGUUAAGUAUUAAUAGGAUAAAUCUUGAAGAAAUGUCUUUGAUAUCUAAAACACUUCGCAAGGACAGAUUUCCCUCAAUAUCAUUCGGUAAAACAAAUUUUGGAAGCCAUUUUGAAUUUGUAGAUAAAUGACUCGUGUCAUGUGACAUGUGAUGACAUCACUCAGAAGAUCCCUGAAGACCACCAGAGUUGGAGGUAUUGACAAAUGAAGCAAGCUGGGCAAUAUGAUUAUCAACCCAUCAAACACUUGACCACAUCUGCAGCCACAAAAAGAAGAGAACAGUGGAGGCUCAACCAGAGGAAAUGUAGGGAAAGACAGCGACAGGCAGAAGCUAUGAUGAACCUCACGCCACUAUCAGUGGAUUUGUUUGCAGAGCCUUUUCAAGUUGACCAUCCUGGAACUCCUCAGCACUCCUCAUCACCACAGUCACCGCAACAUUCUGCACCACUAGGGCCAUUGCAACACUCUGCACCUGAUGAGACAGCAUUAUCUUGGGAGGGACCAUCUUCAUCUUCCACCCCUUCACAUGGAAGCAAGAAAAAUAGCUCCCGUCAGAAAUCAGAAAAUAGUGUUAGGAAAUUGAGAGAAGAAAUUGGGCAGUUAAAAAAGGACAUUUUGAGAGAAAAAAGAAGAGCUGACAGGUUCCGCAAGAGCUUAAAGAAACUGAAGAAUACAAACUUCAAGGCAGCUAGAAAAAAGAAAGUGGAAAAGUUUUCAGGAAAGGUACACAAAGACGACACAGUGUGGUCCAAUUUCUAACGCGUGAUGAAAACAGUCGUCUUUUACCGGGGAAAAAAAGGACACUGUAACUAAAAGCAAGGUCAAACAACAGCAUCGUGUGCUGACCAAGUCUCUUAAAGAGCUUCAUAAAGAAUACAAUACAGAGGUAGGAGGAGCACCCAUAUCAUACCGGCAUUUUGCCCGCCUUCGUCCAUUUUAUGUCACAGAGCUUAAGGCUAGUGACCGCAACACAUGUGCCUGUAUUGAUCAUGAAAAUGUGAGGUUGAUGAUAGAGAAACUGCAUCAAUGAGGCUUUUUAGGAAGUAAAAGCAUUACUGAUGCACUCACCCACAUUGUGUGUGACAUGAAAAACAAAAAUGCAUGUUUAUGCAGUGUGCACAGUGCUGCUAUUCAGAGAUGGAGCCAGCCAUUCCAAAUGACACUGGGCUGGUUUCAUGGCAUCAAUGGCAGAGGGAGAAAGUCAGCUCAGAAGGGAAAAUCUACUCACAUUUUGUGAAGAGAGAAGUGACUGGAAAAUGGGAAGAUCUCCUGAAGAGCUUUAAUGAAAAGCUGGAAAGAAUGGCAAAGCAUGGACUUUUCUGAGAAUUAUUCAUGCAAACUGAAUGUUGAGGUUCAGUCCUAUCAUUGGGGGGGAAGUCGAAGACAAGCAACAGUCUACACAUGCAUGGUCUACACUGCAGAAAGAUCAAAAGCUUAUGCUACCAUUUCCACUUCUCUCAGACAUGAUGAGCAGGCAGUAUGGGCACACUUGAAGCCUGUGUUGGAUGAAAUACAGUCAAAUGCACCAAUAUCUACAAUGCACUUCAUGAGUGAUGGCCCGCUGAUACAAUAUAGAAAUAAGAAAAAUUUCUUCUUGAUGUCAACCUUGCCUUUCAUGCAUGGCAUUGAGGCUGUCACAUGGAACUUCUCAGAGAAGUCCCAUGGAAAGGGUGCACCAGAUGGUAUUGGUGGAUCAUUAGAGAGAAAAGCAGAUGCAUUUGUCCAGCAAGGAGGGGAUAUUCAGAACCCAGAGGAAUUGUUUUCCUUUCUGGAAAAGUCCAAUUCUGACAUAAAACUCUACUGGGUAGCAGAAGAGGACAUUGCUAGGGUGGAUGAGGCUGUGCCCACUGCCUUGCCAAUAGUCAAAGGCACCUUGGGCAUUCACCAAGUGAUUACAGACACCCCUGGAAAGAUCUCUCACAGAGAGCUGUCCUGUUUUUGCAAGCGUUUUGGACUUACCUGUGAAUGUGAGCCACCCAUGGUCUUCGAUUUUAACUCCGAAAAAGCAUCCUGCACCACCAAUCAAGAACAGGAAGACAUGGCUGGAAAGAUGGUCAUUGUGUCUUAUGAUGACAAGCCUUUUGUGGGGCAGGUACUGAAGAUUGUUGGUGAAGAAAUUGAGGUCUCUUGUAUGCAACAGUCUUUGCUUUGUGUGGCCCCAAAUUCCAGAUGUGAUCUUUUACUUUCAAUCAGAUGUGAAAGCUGUCAUCUCAGAACCAGAGCCAUCAACCAGUUGAAGCUCAAGAUUGUCAGCUGAGGACUGGGAAAGAUUCUUAUCUGUCUGAAGAAAACAACAGUGACCAGCCACAGGGGGAGGGCGUUAGAAAACAGAUAUGUUAUGCACACUGUACUGAUUUCAGGUUACCAUGACAGAUUUGUUUUAAUCAUUGUUCAAGUGAUAGAUUACAGUUAUAGCGGUUAGACAGAGUGUUACGUUUUUUUCUAUGACUAAAUGAAUUCUGAGAAAUAGUAUUAGAGAUUAGAACUGUUCGUAAGGUUUAGAUAUAAAUGUUACUGUGCUGUUUUUAACUGACUGUUAUGUUUGGAAUCAACUGUAAAUAUGUUUUACCAAAUAAGAAAGUUAGUGCUCUUUUUAAAUUGACUAGUGGUAAAAAUCAAAUUUUAAAUUGGAUUUACUUGUUCAUAUAUUGUAUAAGACCUCAAACUAACAAUGCAUUCAUUCUUGUAUGAAACAAGAAAAC